CGCUAAAAAGAAGAAGAUGGCUGACAAAAUUCUACCUCAGAGGAUUCGUGAACUUGUACCCGAGUCUCAGGCCUACAUGGACUUGCUGGCCUUUGAAAGGAAAUUGGACCAGACGAUCAUGAGGAAACGCUUAGAUAUCCAGGAGGCUUUGAAGCGACCCAUUAAGCAAAAACGAAAGCUACGUAUUUUUAUCUCCAAUACCUUCAAUCCAGCCAAGUCGGAUGCAGAGGAUGGUGAAGGAACAGUCGCCUCCUGGGAGCUUCGGGUGGAAGGACGGCUGCUGGAAGAUUCUGCUUUGUCCAAAUAUGAUGCCACCAAGCAGAAAAGAAAGUUCUCAUCCUUCUUUAAAUCUCUGGUCAUUGAACUUGAUAAAGACCUGUAUGGCCCUGACAAUCACCUGGUAGAGUGGCACAGGACUGCUACAACUCAGGAGACAGACGGCUUCCAGGUGAAGAGGCCGGGAGAUGUAAAUGUGCGCUGUACUGUCCUUCUGAUGCUGGAUUACCAGCCUCCCCAGUUCAAAUUGGAUCCCCGCUUGGCCCGUCUCUUGGGGAUUCACACUCAGACCCGUCCGGUGAUCAUCCAGGCAUUGUGGCAAUAUAUCAAGACCCACAAGCUCCAGGACCCCCAUGAGCGGGAGUAUGUCAUCUGUGACAAAUACCUCCAGCAGAUAUUUGAAUCUCAGCGGAUGAAGUUCUCUGAAAUCCCACAAAGACUUCACGCGUUGCUUAUGCCCCCGGAACCGAUCAUCAUUAAUCAUGUCAUCAGUGUUGAUCCAAAUGACCAGAAGAAAACAGCUUGCUAUGACAUCGAUGUGGAGGUGGAUGAUACCUUGAAAACUCAGAUGAAUUCCUUUUUGCUAUCCACAGCCAGCCAACAGGAAAUCGCUGCUCUGGAUAACAAGAUCCAUGAAACAAUAGAGACAAUUAACCAGCUGAAGACCCAGCGUGAGUUCAUGCUGAGCUUUGCCCGAGAUCCUCAGGGCUUCAUCAAUGACUGGCUACAGUCCCAGUGCCGGGAUUUAAAGACAAUGACUGAUGUUGUUGGGAAUCCUGAAGAGGAGCGUAGAGCUGAGUUCUACUUCCAGCCGUGGGCACAGGAAGCCGUGUGCAGAUACUUCUACUCCAAGGUGCAGCAAAGACGGCAGGAACUGGAGCAGGCCCUGGGCAUCCGUAACACAUAGGCUGCUCCGCCCCUCCCCAGCCAGAA
Balearica regulorum gibbericeps (East African grey crowned-crane) is the source of this 1209-nucleotide messenger RNA. NCBI's taxonomy places the organism in Eukaryota, Metazoa, Chordata, Aves, Gruiformes, Gruidae. The record is from RefSeq and is a predicted model, not a curated record.